AUGGGUAACUUUAGAUUUCCAAUAAAGACUAAACUCCCCCCUGGGUUCAUAAAUGCACGUGUGCUUAGGGAUAACUUCAAAAGACAACAAUUUAAAGAAAAUGAAAUCCUUAUUAAAUCCUUGAAAUUCAUCGCUAGAAAUUUAAAUCUUCCAACAAAAUUGAGGCUAGAGGCCCAGUUAAAGCUGAAUACGCUACCCAACUACAUGAGAUCCACACAGAUUAAAAACAGGUGUGUAGACUCUGGUCACGCGAGAUUUGUUCUAAGUGAUUUUAGAUUAUGUAGAUACCAGUUUAGAGAAAAUGCCCUGAAGGGGAAUUUGCCUGGAGUUAAAAAGGGUAUAUGGUAG
Messenger RNA from Saccharomyces kudriavzevii IFO 1802, 348 nucleotides. It is a transcript of the gene MRP2, whose product is annotated as mitochondrial 37S ribosomal protein uS14m. The coding region runs from base 1 to 348 and encodes 115 amino acids. Gene Ontology annotation, molecular function: structural constituent of ribosome. Lineage: Eukaryota; Fungi; Ascomycota; Saccharomycetes; Saccharomycetales; Saccharomycetaceae. Gene Ontology annotation, biological process: translation. The record is from RefSeq and is a predicted model, not a curated record. Gene Ontology annotation, cellular component: mitochondrial small ribosomal subunit; ribosome. The transcript has a single exon.